Molecule: messenger RNA, 2791 nt
Organism: Dunckerocampus dactyliophorus (ringed pipefish)
Lineage: Eukaryota; Metazoa; Chordata; Actinopteri; Syngnathiformes; Syngnathidae
Gene: ncaph
Product: non-SMC condensin I complex, subunit H
Exons: 17
Coding region: 521-2629 (702 amino acids)
Biological process (GO): mitotic chromosome condensation
Cellular component (GO): condensin complex
Molecular function (GO): chromatin binding
Source: RefSeq, a predicted model, not a curated record
UGAACAAUGCGUUCGUGUUUUCGAUGCUAUACGCUAGCAUUGUUGUGCUAACGACUGCUGCUUGUAUCCGAAAUGACUUAGCAAAUGCGUUGUUGUGGUUUUACGAAAUGUGUCGUCUCCUACUGUGCCGGACUAAAAUAGCUCUAAAGUAAAUGUAACGUGUUUUUAUAAUGUCGCAGCGUUUCCUACAGUGUCGAUGUUAGUUGUGCUGCCUGCUGGUUUUAUGAAUAUUCCGGCUAUUAUGAGUUGCAGUUUUGCAAUUAGUCAGCUCAUGCAAAGGUCUUAAAAGGCCUCAUAGGAACGAGACUUUUUACUGUGCGCAAUAACUGUAUAUGUCACAAACGUCGUUUUGAUGUUUUUAUGUUUUAAAAAAUUCUGUGUUUGGAAUAUAAAUUAUGUCGUGUGAAAUUGCAAUACGGCUAUCAAUAUAACAUCACUUAUUAGGUCAGUUUGCUUUGCAUAUGGUUAAAUUGUUGCUUGUAAAUAUGUCUCCAGACUUCGUGUAUGCACAUGUACAAAAAUGCUGCAAGGCCUCUUGUUUUUGAGAUGCUGUCUGCUUACAGCAAAGAUGAGUGCAGCCUCCACACCUGUCUCCCGGGUACGCCAAGGAUGGGCGUCUCCCUCUGUGAAAAACAAGGGUCUAUCACCAGCCGCCUGUAGCACGCCGCUGCUCACGGCUUUCCCUGGCAAUGAUGACGAGAAGGAGCGACGACAACGCAGACGGUCUAGAGUCAUUGACCUUCAAGCUGCGACUGAAUCGUCUUUCAGUGACUCUGCAACUCACAGUGCUGCAGGGACACCGGCUGCUGUGCCCAAGUUGUCCAAUGCUCAAAUCUCAGAACAUUACUCCACCUGCAUCAAACUCUCCACCGAGAAUAAAAUUACAACAAAAAAUGCCUUUGGUCUGCAUCUUAUUGAUUACAUGGCCGAUAUUCUCAAACAGAAAGAUUCAGAGCUCACAAACUUCAAGGUAGCAGCUGGGACACUGGAUGCCAGUACUAAGAUCUAUGCUGUACGGGUGGAUGCGGUUCAUGCAGAUGCCUACAGAGUACUUGGUGGCCUUGGAGCUGAAACCAAACCAGGAGAAGAAAAUGCCAUUCAGGUGGAAGAGCAAAAUGAAGAUUCGGAGGUGAUGGCCAAGCAGCCAAAGAAGAAGAGGCCUCCAAAGAAGACUGUGGAACAGAAUUUGAGCAACAUUAACAGCGCUGAGUCUGAGAGGAAAUGUGAGGUGGACCCCAUGUUCCAUCGAAUGGCGUCAUCCUUUGAUGAGAGCAGCACAGCCGGUGUGUUCUUGCCUGUUCUCUUCAGUGAGAAUAGUCGCUGUGAGCUGCUCUUUCCAUCCUACAUGACCCUUCUGCAGUCCACUUCUUCACAUUCUCCUCCACCCCCAAUGGCUGUCCCUGUAUCUCCAUUCAUGGCUGGACUGCAGCGUUCUCAGGAGAAGAGCUCCAUUUGUCCCUCUCUGCAGGACUUUUCCUUCACAAGCUGGAACCCAGAGCAGACAAUGAAUCAACUCUUGGAGAAGAUGAAGCAGGGUGAACACGUGUUUGACGUCAAUGCUGAACCUGAACCCGAAGUUGAAGAGGAUUACCCCGAAUUUGAUGGCGACUAUGAGGAUGAUGACUGUGAGGAGGGGAUGAAGGAACACAAAGAGGGUUGUGAGGCCUCAGGCUCUGGAAAAGGACGUGAUGUGGUUCCAAUUGGAGAGGCCGAUAUCACCACAAUGUGCCUGCAGCUGUCCUCUCAGCCUAGAGAGUAUUCGUACUUCAGCCCCAGGACAAUGGCCACGUGGGCAGGACCGGGCUACUGGCAGUUCAAGCCAAAGCACAAGUUGGACCAUUUGCCCGACAAGGAGAUGCGUAAAAAGAAGCCCAAGAAGGCUUUUGAAAUGGAUUUCCAUGCGGAUGUCAAUUUUGACACCUACUUCCGUACCACAAGAGCAGCCACCACUAUCAGCAAGUCAGCCCUCAGUUCCAGCAACAAGAAAACAGUCCUACCAGCAGACUUCCAGUUUCCCCCAGAGACUCUCGCCCAGCUGCGCCUAAAACCCUCCAUGUCGUUAUGUCAAGAAGCACAGAAGAGACUGUCUGGAGAACUGGAAGAGGGCAUUGGCGACUAUGACUACAACAAUGCCAACGAUACGGCCAACUUUUGUCCGGGUCUUCAGGCUGGUGACAGUGAUGAAGAAGCGGAAGGCUUUCCAGACUCUGAUGAUACACAACCCUCAGGUGAAAGCUUUCCACCACCUUCACAAGACGGCGUCUCCACCUACGGUGAGGACGAUCUUGUACCUGAACCACACAAGGUCAACAAAAUAGAAAUCAACUACACAAAAACAGCCAAGAAAAUGGACAUGAAGAGACUCAAGAGUAGCAUGUGGACUCUUCUAACUGAAAGCCCAGAAAAACCCGCCAAGGAGGUGGAAGCUGUGGACAAGCCUGAAGUUUGUGGGGACAAAGUCUUCAGUCAGACCACAAAGACGCUGCUUCAGCGACUGCCCAACACGAUGGCUCAGAACCUGUCGGUGCCGUUGGCGUUUGUUGCACUGCUUCAUCUUGCAAAUGAAAAGAAUUUGGAGCUGGUGAAGGUUGAUGACAUGUCAGACAUCAUCAUCAGACAAGGCCGCUGAGGAUGGAAUGAAUGAAGAAAGGUUCAUUUUUAUAUGUAUAUAUUUUGUACCCCAUCUCCAUUUACGUGAUGUCUAAUGUCUCUGCAGCACGCCAUUGUUCAGUCAUUUCUUUAUUCUGUACUGUUGAUGUUGUGUCCUGUAUAAACAUGAACAACCGUGUAC